Messenger RNA from Homalodisca vitripennis (glassy-winged sharpshooter), 1514 nucleotides. RefSeq names its product interleukin enhancer-binding factor 2 homolog. Bases 148 to 1347 code for a protein of 399 amino acids. The record is from RefSeq and is a predicted model, not a curated record. Lineage: Eukaryota; Metazoa; Arthropoda; Insecta; Hemiptera; Cicadellidae. The transcript has 8 exons.
CAUUGAUUCAAUCAAUUCCAUUCCAGCCAUUCCCAGUCCAAUGUCUGAUCUGAUCUCGUCUAACUCAAUUUUGAUCCUGUGUUGAACAGUUGAAUUUGUGUUUUGUACAUUUUGAGGAAAUUUUGAUUUAAUAUUAACUAUAAGAAGAUGGCUCGUGGUGGUGGUGGAAGAGGAGGUCGAGGUGGAUUCAUGAUGGGGCGAGGAGGUGGAAUGAGGAUGCCGUUUUUCCCGAAGAAAAACUUUCCUCCAUCAUUUGUACCGAGGCAUCCAUUUGACAUGGCACUCUGUGAGCAGGCCUUUCCUCGGGUAAAGCCUCUUCCGGCUGGUUCAGAAGAAGCUUUCACUCAGGCUCUGCUUAAACGUAACACUGACCUGACGCCAACGCCACAAGAGCAGGCAGCAGUGUUAAAUCUAGUCACAAUGGUGCAGACGGCUUUUGAUAAUUUGGUUGUCGCACCAGGGAACUUUGAUGCCUGUCAAGUAGAGGAAGCUCGUCAGGUUGGAUCGUUUAAAAAAGGAACCAUGCUGACGGGACAUAAUGUUGCGGAUAUUGUUGUCAUCCUGAAAACUCUGCCGACCAAGAUGUGCGUUGGAGCCCUGGGAAAUAGGAUAUUGGAGGACCUAAAAAAGACAAAUGCGAAUGAAGUGUUAGCUCUCUGUACAAAUGAUAGAGGCUUCUUCGAGAUCAGCAGCUCCGAGGCAGCCGUGCGCGUGUUGGUGGCCACAGUCCAGUACAACCUGCGCAAGCUGGACCCCGAGAUCCACAUGGACUACAAGACCCUCCAGAGCCACCUCGCAGCCAUCAGGCACAGUCGGUGGUUCGAGGAGAACGCCCAUCAUUCCUCCGUCAAGGUGUUAAUCCGCCUGCUGCGCGACCUCAAGACCAGAUUCGACAGCUUAGAGCCUCUCACUCCGUGGAUGCUAGACCUGUUGGCUCACAGUGCAAUAAUGAACAAUCCGAGCAGACAAGCUUUGCCCAUCAACGUAGCCUAUAGAAGAGUCCUGCAACUGCUUGCUUCUGGUCUAUUUCUGCCUGGCUCAGCAAGCAUAACUGAUCGUAUAGAUAACGGAGUCACUUAUAGAGUACACCAGACGAUGACUCUGGAACAGCAAGACCAAGUGUGUCUCACCGCUCAGACCCUGAUCCGGAUCAUGGCCCACGGAGGAUUCAAAACUGUCUUGGACGGACAUUCCGGACUCAUCACCCAGACAACAGUGUGGGACGGUGUGGAAGUGACACCUCUGGAUAAGGCGUUUGAGAAACCUGUUGAAAAGGAAGGAGAAAAUGAGGACAUGGACGCAGAGGGUACGGGAGGGGAAGAGGCGAUGGAGACCACGGAUAACUAAUGAUAUUAAUAUUUUAAGUGUGAUUACUUUGAUAUGAUUUUUCAGUAGACAUCAGCAUCCUCACUAUUAUCACCGGCCAAUUUUAAUCACUAAGAAUCAGUAUUCUUAAUGUUUUGUGAUGAUUUAUAACUUUAUAUUUGUCUUUUAAAUUAAACUGAUCUUACAGA